AUGGCAUCAUGUCUGGGCAGUUUUCUCCCUGGCCUUGGUCUGCAUUUUCAGCUUCAGUCUGACAUCCCCUGCGUGAUUCAGAAACAAACCCGUGUCACUGGGGUCUUUACACACUGCUAUUGGUCCUCAAAAGCUGCAAUACCACCAAGCUUUUUCUUGAACAAAGAGACCCACAUUUGGUUUCAGACUGCAGCUCUAUUGCUUUUGGGAGGUUGGGUGCUGCUAACAUUUGGAACAGUUCUUACCUUGUCUUGGAUUUUUAUAUCCCAGGGACUUUGCCAGAGGAGGGUCAUCUGCAAAACAUCUGCAAACAGCUGCAGGCCAGUGCAAUUUACCCUCCCACCAGUGAUUGGCACAAUCUUGGGACUGCUGAUUUUUCCAUGUAGUUUGGAUUCUGCAUUCGCUAAUGAAAUUGGUGGUUCUUCCUCCACGUACAAUGCUGGGAAUGAGUUUGGCUGGGACUACUUGGUGGCUGUCCUGGAUGUCGUACUAUCAUGUUAACUGCCAGUCAUCGGCAAAUACAAUUUAAAUUAGGUCAUGUCCAAGAUCUUUUUCUCUACUGCUAUAGAAAGUAUAAUUCUAGUAAGAGAGGAUGAACAAUAA
This is a messenger RNA of Gopherus flavomarginatus (Mexican gopher tortoise), 603 nucleotides long. RefSeq names its product LHFPL tetraspan subfamily member 7 (gene LHFPL7). The record is from RefSeq and is a predicted model, not a curated record. NCBI's taxonomy places the organism in Eukaryota, Metazoa, Chordata, Testudines, Testudinidae.